Messenger RNA from Mollisia scopiformis, 312 nucleotides. RefSeq lists its product as uncharacterized. The transcript is spliced from 2 exons. Bases 76 to 246 code for a protein of 56 amino acids. The record is from RefSeq and is a predicted model, not a curated record. NCBI's taxonomy places the organism in Eukaryota, Fungi, Ascomycota, Leotiomycetes, Helotiales, Mollisiaceae.
AAAAAAAAAAAAAAAAACCCAACAUCAAAAUGAAAAAUGAGAAUGAGAAAGAAAAAUUAGCGUUAUGAGGCUGAGAUGGUGCUGUGUUCUAGAACGCGAAUGGUGGUGGAGGUAAAUUUGGAAGCCGAGGGGAACUGGACGCUGGGCGGGCGAUGGCGCGGCUCUUUGUCGGCGUCUAGUGAUCUGUCAUGUCAUGAGGAGCAUGUGAGGUGGAGUUGGAUGUGGAGGUGGAGUGGAGUAUGCUAGCAAAGAAAUAGAGUGAGAAAAGUCUGGAGUCGAGAAGACCGAAUUUAAGGUUGAUUUGAGUUUGAG